UAUAAAUAUCACGUGUAUGAGGAAUCGGAACUUAUUCCAAGUUCAGCGUUUCAGAAUUACUAGUGUUGAGGCUUUCGCAAAAACCAAGUUGACAAUGGCAUUUGCGGAGCUCAUCAUCACUUUUGGCGUCAUCAGCAUCUCAUCUGCAACCCCCGUUGAGACCCCGGCCGCUGCUGCCACCCUCACCGCAGCCCCCGCCCUCCCGGCCAUCCCUGACGCCUACCCCAUGGACAAUUUCGGAUACGCCGUCAACGACCCCAUCACCGGCGACGCCAAAGCUCACUCGGAGGUCCGCGACGGUGACAUGGUCCAGGGCUCCUACAGCUACGUCGGGGCUGACGGGCACGUCAGGACGGUGGACUGGCACGACACCAACGGCUUUAACGUCGCCGUCUCCAAACACCCCCGCGAGCUACCAUUGACCUCCUCACGGAUCGCCAUCCCUCUCGUUCGAGCGGCCGCUCCUGUCAUCGCGUCAGAAGCUGUGGUACCUGAUAAAGUUCGUGUUCCAAAGGCUGCUACACAACCAGGAGCUGCGGAAUCUGCCCUAACAACCGGCCCAUGGCUGCCUUGCACCGACGACUCUCAGAUCUAUGAGGAAGCUGCACAUGAACAGAAACCUGCUCAUGCUCAACCCGAAUACCGAGCGAUUCCAAAUACACCUAUCCAAGUUGCUGCUGAGCCCUCUGUUCAACAUCUCCGACCGAGGCCUACUCGUUCGGUCCCAAAUCUGAAGGCUACAACUCGUGUUGCUUUUCCACCGCCGAUCUACUUUAGUGCCUAUCCGCAUGUCCAUCAGCCGACUCCAUUUGGUGCGCUCCUCCACGACCCUGUCCACUUUGCUCCGUACGUCUAUUAAGCCUACUUUGAAAAAAAAAUCUCGGUGUAUUUACCAAGGAAAGGGUAAAAUUACCAAGAAUUCAGGGUUCUAUUUGAUCCCAGUUUUUUCUUG
Bemisia tabaci is the source of this 952-nucleotide messenger RNA. The record is from RefSeq and is a predicted model, not a curated record. NCBI's taxonomy places the organism in Eukaryota, Metazoa, Arthropoda, Insecta, Hemiptera, Aleyrodidae.